Molecule: messenger RNA, 408 nt
Organism: Fulvia fulva
Lineage: Eukaryota; Fungi; Ascomycota; Dothideomycetes; Mycosphaerellales; Mycosphaerellaceae
Exons: 1
Coding region: 1-408 (135 amino acids)
Source: RefSeq, a predicted model, not a curated record
AUGUGGCCGAACGUUGAGCAUCUCGCGCUGGCAACGAACAUCCCCGGCCAGGUUCUUGUCGAUUUGCUCCGUCAGCAUGCUGCCAUCUCGAAGUCGCUUGAGCUAUCGGACAUGCUAGUUCAUCAUGUCGACAGUGCUAUUGAGCAGAUACCCAGAGUUGAUCGACUGGCCUGUGUGUACAUAGAGUGUCUGUGGACAGAUGCAGGACAAGGCUCAUCGAUCGAUUUCAUCUACAUCUUCCCUAGAGGCACAUACUGUGAUGAUUCAUAUGAGAGAGCAGUCAAAGCACGUCUGCUGGCACAACCCAAAGCAUGCCCUCUGAUCGAGUGGGAUGGUAGCCUGGGAAAUGUCGACGACUGGACUGAUGAUGAACAGGAAAGGGUUUACGCCAGUGAAGAGAAGAGAUGA